This is a messenger RNA of Hippocampus zosterae (dwarf seahorse), 4230 nucleotides long. RefSeq names its product receptor tyrosine kinase-like orphan receptor 2 (gene ror2). The transcript has 10 exons. Gene Ontology annotation, molecular function: transmembrane receptor protein tyrosine kinase activity; ATP binding; protein binding. Gene Ontology annotation, biological process: positive regulation of kinase activity; protein phosphorylation; multicellular organism development. Gene Ontology annotation, cellular component: signaling receptor complex. NCBI's taxonomy places the organism in Eukaryota, Metazoa, Chordata, Actinopteri, Syngnathiformes, Syngnathidae. The coding region runs from base 257 to 3259 and encodes 1000 amino acids. The record is from RefSeq and is a predicted model, not a curated record.
GCACGCCGCGUUCAAGAACGCACGCAUCUCGAUUGCAGACUUUCAGCGCGUGGAGCCCACUCGAGCAGCCGCGGGAUAGCCCCGCAGCCCGAAAAGCUGUUGUGUUCACCCGUAAAGACCCGCAUCUCCUGUGGACCUCCAUGCCUCACCACCACCUUCAUAUGCAGAGAUUGUGCGCUCUGUCCCGGCCCAGUCGCUGAAUCGGAACGGCAAAAGCGAGGAUCGUAGAAGAGGAACACAAGGUUUCUAAAACUGGAUGAUUCUCCACUCGGUUAUUAUUAUUUCCAAAUAUAUUUUCACGAGGAUCGUCUGGCGCUAUGGCGAACUUCUUGAGGAAUUUGCUCUGGGUGUUUUUCUGGGGUUCAAACCUGAGAUGCUACGCCCCCACCGACCAGCUGAGCGCAAGUGUUUCAGCCUGCGGGUUUGCCUGUGGCUUCGCCUCUGCUGCCAAGGAGAGCGUGGGGAAGAGACCGAGACGUCUCAGCUGACCCAGCCGUCCUUCCAUGGAGCCUGUGGUGACCCCCGGCUCUCAAUGGAUGCAGAGGUUAUGGCUGAAGCUCAGAGUGGAGCUGCACCGACGCCUGAAGGUUACUUCCUUGAGUUCCUGGAGCCAGUCAACAAUAUCACACACUUCCAGGGCCAGACAGCCACGCUCCACUGCAAGGUGGCUGGUAACCCACGACCGACGAUUCGCUGGCUUAAAAAUGAUGCCCCCGUUGUCCAGGAGCAAGGGCGUAUCACUGUCCGUAAAACUGAGGCUGGAUCCAAGCUUCGGAUCACGGACCUUGACACGACGGACACAGGCUAUUAUCAGUGUGUUGCCUCCAAUGCAUAUAAAGUGAUCCAUGCCACAGGUGUCCUUUAUGUCAAACUCGGGCAAAUGCCUACACAUGGGCCAGAUCAUACGUCACAUGAAAAAGGGUUUUGCCAACCAUAUCGCGGCAUUGCCUGUGCUCGCUUCAUUGGCAACCAGAGCAUUUAUGUGGAGUCUCUCCAGAUGCAGGGAGAGAGUGAAAAUCGCAUCACCGCUGCCCUCACAAUGAUAGGCACCUCUACUCAUCUGUCAGAUCAGUGCUCCAAUUUCGCCAUCCCUUCCUUUUGCUACUACGUCUUCCCUCUGUGCGACGAGAGCUCUCGGGGUCCUCGGCGACGUCCGCUCUGUCGAGACGAGUGUGAGGCCCUGGAGAACGACCUGUGCCGUUCCGAGUACACUAUUGCCCGAUCCAAUCCCAUGAUACUCAUGCAGUUAGAGCUUCCCAGCUGUCACCUCCUACCACGUCCAGGAACACACGAUGCUGCUUCAUGUAUGAGAAUAGGAGUGCCACCGGAAAAACUUGGACCAUAUUCCCCAACAGACCAGAGCUGCUAUAAUGGAAGCGGGGCUGACUACAGGGGGACUGUUAGCAUCACAAAAUCGGGUCACCCCUGCCAGCCAUGGAGCAGUCAGUACCCUCAUAGUCACCAUCUGUCACAAGACUACCCGGAACUAUGGGGGAGCCACAACUACUGCCGGAACCCGGGAGGCCAGAUGCAGGCUCCCUGGUGCUUCACCUUGGACCCUCGAGUCAGAGUGGACCUUUGUGAUAUUCAAGCCUGCAAGCCUCCAGAGAACGUCAGAAAGGAGAUUCUGUUCAUUUUAAUCCCUGCGAUCGCCAUCCCUUUGGUCAUCGCUUGCCUCUUCUUUUUGGUUUGCAUGUGUCGAAACAAGCAUAAAGCACCAACAGACACGCCUCCUCGCUGCCAGCUCAGCAGCUCACCCAACCAAGACAUGGAGAUGUCUCUCCUAAGCCAGCACAAACACCAGGCGAAGCUGAGGGAACUCAACAUGUCAGCUGUAAGAUUUAUGGAGGAGCUUGGUGAGGAUCGGUUUGGCAAAGUUUACAAAGGCCAUUUAUAUGGCACCGCACCUGGUGAGCAGGCCCAUGUGGUGGCCAUCAAGACACUGAAGGACAAGGUUGAUCCCUCUCUCAUCGAGGAAUUUCGUCACGAGGCCAUGCUGCGCUCUCACCUUCAGCAUCAAAAUAUUGUUUGUCUUCUGGGUACCAUCACCAAAGAGCAGCCACAAAGUAUCAUAUUCACAUAUUCAAGCAUUGGUGAUUUGCACGAGUAUCUUGUGGUACGCUCUCCCAACUCAGAUGUUGGCAGCUCAGAUGAUGACCGGACCGUGAAAUCCACAUUGGAACAGGCUGAUUUCCUUCAUAUCAUUACCCAGAUCGCAGCCGGAAUGGAGUACCUUUCUAGCCAUCAGGUUGUUCAUAAAGAUCUCGCAGCUCGAAACGUUCUGGUUUUUGACAAGCUAAGCAUCAAGAUCCUUGAUCUCGGCCUCUUCAGAGAUGUCUAUUCAGCUGAUUACUAUAAUCUGAUGGGGACAAGCCCUUUCCCUAUUCGAUGGAUGUCCCCAGAGGCGCUAAUGUAUGGCAAGUUCUCUACAGACUCAGAUAUCUGGUCUUAUGGCGUUUUACUUUGGGAGACCUUCAGUUAUGGUCUACAGCCUUAUUGUGGCUACUCCAACCACGACGUGAUCGAGAUGGUGCGUAGCCACCAGGUGUUGCAAUGUCCCGAUGACUGCCCAGUUUGGAUAUACACCCUUAUGCUGGAGUGCUGGAGUGAAUUCCAAGCAAGGCGGCCUCGCUUCAAAGACAUCCACACACGUCUGCGCUCCUGGGAAAGCCUUUCAAAUUAUAAUAACUCUGCUCAAACGUCGGGUACAAGCAACACUACCCAGACCAGCUCCCUCAGCACCAGCCCCGUAAGCAAUAUCAGCAUGAGCACGGCGAAUGCGUCGCGUUACACGAGCCCAAAAAAGACCGUGCCCUUCCAUCCGCCUCAGUUUCUGCCAAUGAAGAGUCAAAUGCAUCGGCCGAUGGUCCCCCCGCAGCUGUACAUCCCCGUCAACGGCUAUCACCCUAUGCCAGCCUACCAAUACAUGCAGAAUUUUUACCCCAUGCAAAUACCCAUGCCCAUGCCCCACCAGCAGGUCCACCACCCAGCCCAAAUGGUUCCAAAAGCUGGUUCACACCACAGCGGCAGUGGCUCUACAUCAACGGGCUACGUCACCACGGCUCCUUCUAACAACUCGAUGGCGGAGCAAGCAGCCUUACUCAAUGAGGACUCCAAGACCAACCACGAGGACUCGGUUGACAGGGCGUCCCAGAUGGAGCUCGAGCAAAAUGAGCACUUGGCAGUGCCCGAAACAGAAUUACUGGGUGAUAACGAGCAACAGACUGAUGAGCUGAUGAUCGAGUUGUCAGACACAUAGGUGGGCUUCUGUGUGAAAUAUUCCCAAAACUUAUGUUUGCCUGCUUUCAUAAGCAGCAUGAAGUAAAAGGAGCGAUUUCCAGUGACAGUAACUGAAUGUUGACAAAGACUUUCUCAGUAGUGACUCACGUUUUUGUUUCCCAAUCUCACUUUUUAAACCGAAGUCUGUGUUUUGUUUUUUUUUUUCCAAUGUUGCUGUGCAACAUAGACAAACAAAUUAUUCACCCUUAUGUUCUUUGUGAAGGUUUUUCUGACCAAGUCACACUGUCUUUUGAUGAACAAACAUGGGCUUCUGUGAGCCAGGAUACUUACCGUAUUUGGUGACUGUCCCGGCAGCGUUCAUAUCCUAAACAAAUAACCUUCCCACCUAAGAUGCUGUUUCUAUCUUUAAAAGCCUCAGUCAAUCUAAAGGGGAAUAUGCCAGUUUCAGAAAUAACAGAACUGCAAAUCAGUUUAAUAGAGAAAGACUUUGAAGAAUUUGCUUGAGCAUUCCUUUGCGCCUCUUGAACAUCAUUUAAUAUUUUAAUGGAUGUUAUUGUCCAGUGGUGCUUGUACAUUGGCCACAGCCAUAGAGCCAACGAAUGUAUGAUGAAAAGAUGUGUACGAGGAAAAGAAGUAUUCUUUUCAAAUGAACAAAUUGUGUUUUGACUCUUUGAUAGGCUAUAUUUUACAGUUUCCAAUAUUGAUAAUCAGGCUCGUGAAAUCAUAGGUUUUUUUUGUUUUUGUUUUUUGCCCCCCUCCACACAUAUGUCUUAUUGUUCACUGGGCUGAUUUUAACAUUGUUUUUCACACCACAUUGCACAAUUUGUAAUUUAUAUUCUUUAGUUUAAUUUUUUUUUAAUAGAACAUUGCUAACCCUGAUGUUUUGCCCCCCCCCCCCCCCCCCGAUGCAUGAUUUUUAUAAGCCGUUCCACUUACUUUACCAUUGUGUACAUCAAACUACGGAAUGUUUAAUAAAUUCUUCUUAAAUGA